GUGUCAAGCAGUAAAAUGUGUUAAGAAUUAUGUUCAUAUAGACACAAGUUACCUAAUCUUACUGCAAAAAAAUAAAGGAAAAAAGAGAAUAAUAGAAGAAAGGAAUCAACAAACCGAAGUGAAGCGAAAAAAAGAGCAAAAACCAUCAAAACAGCUGCGCUCUCUCACCUUUAACUCAUCUUCUUCGUCUCUCUCUUCCCAUUCAAAUAUACAUUCUCCCAUUUUCCCCAUUCCCUACUCUCACACAUGCAAUUGUAAAAGAUCUUUGUGUUUUUUACCGCAUUUACAUGUGUUGACCCCACUUGGACCCCGCCUCGUCUCCAACCUCCCGCCCCCUCGCGAUGCAUUGUGCAAAAUUCUCUCGUGAACUACAGUUUUAAUUCAAUUAUGUCAACUGCUAUAUACACACAACCACAGUGAAAACCCAGUAAGCAACGCAAUAAGUAUCUCUGGAUUUCCGUGACGUAGACAAAUGGGAGAGAUAUCGCUGAGAAACUGAGAAACCGAUAAACAAAAUCUGAGAAACCGAGAAUCAAAAACUGAGAAACCGAAAAAGUGCAUGUGAUGCCAAAUAUCCAUCAGCGAACGCGGAGUACUAUGUGAAUGCAGCAAUCAGCAGUUAGCCAGCAGCAGCUCUCUCUCUCUCUCUCAGUUAACCAAAUUAACCAAUUGAUGUGCCAUUCAGGAGCAGCAGCGCAGAAACAGGAUACGAGCAACGUAGAAGCUAAGCGAGAGUAUUAUCAAGAGUCAGGCGCAUCGCAAAUGCAACAAUCCCUCCAGUAAACAAUACAAAAUCCAACAAACAAGAAGCGAAGAAACAGUGUACAUACAACUGUAACGAAUUUAAAAUCCAAGCAAGCGGUUAGCGGUUCUACGGAGUAACAAAUUUCACAUCCCCCGAGUCCUCGUCCGAUAAAUGCCAAGAUAAGUCGCUACCGCUUUAACACCGCCAUCAACAUUACCCAGCAACAGAAGCUGAUCCAGCAACUCCAGCAGCAGCAGCAGCAGGCGAUUGCUUUUAAGGGGAAGAAAAACAAGCAGAAAUUGCAGUUGCAGCAGCCGUUGCAGUUGCAGAUUGGUCAGGAAACAAACGGAGGAGUAGGAGGAGCCGUUAGAACCGGAGCAGCAGAGCUGUUGGGCUUAACCAGAGGUGCCGAUAACAAUUGCAAGACGCCAAACUCAACCGCAAAAGUCGCCAACAUAACACAUAAAAUUUUCGGUUGGCUACGCAAAUCACGCAACAAACGGCCAGUCGAGAUCCUCAACAGCGAUUUCGGCGAAGACGGCGACGAGGGCGUUGGCGAGGGCAAAGGCCAAGGCGCAGGCGAGGGAGGAGGAGCAGCUGCCAGUACAGCUGGCGGUGCAGCCGAUCAAUUUUCAGUGGCAAGCGUUAAAAACAAAGCCGGCAAGCUGAAUACCACACAGACAGCCACGGAGACCGCCAUCGAUUCAAACGAACCCAAAUCUGAAAAGAUGUCAUCGGGCACGUUUGUGGAUCGAAUCGACCCGUUCGCCAAACGUUCGCUCAAGAAGAAGGGAAAAAAGAGUCAAGGUUCCUCGCGCUACAGAAAUUCUCAGGAUGUUGAGCUGCAGCAAUUGCCGCCGUUAAAAGCCGAUUGCUCCAGCCUAGAACAGGAGGAGCUGUUUAUACGGAAGCUGCGCCAGUGUUGCGUGUCCUUUGACUUUAUGGAUCCCGUCACGGAUUUGAAGGGCAAGGAAAUCAAGCGGGCCGCACUCAAUGACCUUUCCACCUAUAUAACACAUGGGCGCGGUGUGCUUACGGAACCGGUUUACCCGGAAAUAAUACGCAUGAUUUCAUGCAACCUAUUUCGCACGUUGCCGCCCAGUGAGAAUCCCGAUUUCGAUCCCGAGGAGGAUGAUCCAACAUUGGAGGCUUCCUGGCCACACCUGCAGCUGGUGUACGAGGUCUUCUUGCGGUUCCUGGAGUCGCAGGACUUCCAAGCGACCAUCGGCAAACGUGUGAUCGAUCAAAAAUUCGUAUUGCAGCUGUUGGAACUGUUCGAUUCGGAGGAUCCACGGGAGCGUGACUUUCUGAAGACGGUAUUGCAUCGCAUCUACGGAAAAUUCUUGGGACUGCGAGCUUUUAUUCGAAAACAGAUCAACAAUAUAUUCUUGCGAUUUAUCUACGAGACGGAGCACUUUAAUGGAGUCGGUGAGCUUUUGGAAAUACUGGGCAGUAUCAUCAAUGGAUUCGCCUUGCCUCUGAAGGCCGAACACAAGCAGUUUCUGGUUAAGGUCCUAUUGCCGCUGCACAAAGUCAAAUGCCUGUCGCUCUACCAUGCUCAGCUGGCGUAUUGCAUUGUACAAUUCCUAGAGAAGGAUCCAUUCCUUACCGAACCGGUGGUGCGCGGCCUGUUGAAGUUCUGGCCCAAGACGUGUUCCCAGAAGGAGGUCAUGUUCCUGGGCGAGAUUGAGGAGAUCCUCGACGUGAUCGAUCCGCCGCAGUUUGUCAAGAUCCAGGAGCCGUUGUUCCGCCAGAUUGCCAAAUGCGUGUCGAGUCCACAUUUUCAGGUUGCUGAGCGGGCUCUUUAUCUGUGGAACAAUGAGUACGCCAUGUCGCUGAUCGAGGAAAACAAUGCGGUCAUUAUGCCCAUCAUGUUCCCGGCCCUUUACCGCAUCAGCAAGGAGCACUGGAAUCAAACCAUCGUGGCGCUCGUCUACAAUGUAUUGAAGACGUUCAUGGAGAUGAAUUCGAAGCUGUUCGACGAGCUGACCUCCAGUUACAAGGCGGAGCGGCAAAAGGAGAAGAAACGUGAGCGUGACCGCGAGGAGCUGUGGAAAAAACUGCACGAACUCGAAUCCAAUCGUUCUAGUGGGCGCACCGCCGGCGGCAGCGCUACGACAUCGAACAGCGCAGCUCCCGCGGCGUCAACGUCCCUGCAGCCACCCAGCACCGCUGGCCUGAACUCUCAUCAGCAGCAGUCGAAUAGCAGCAGCAGCGGUAGCCUGUCCAGCGGCGGUGCUGGCGUCGACAAUAAUCCUGCGACCACAAAUGCGAAAAUCAAACAGGAUAAGGCGGACAACUAAGCAAGCAACGCGAGGCGCGCCCGAAACUAACAAUAAAACCAACAUCAGUAAAAGCGUAAGCGUAACGCGUUAUCCGAUAUCCGUUAUCCGUAAACGGCAGAGACAACAACCACAUCUAAAGGAGAAAUAAAUAGUUAUACUAAACCACACAUAUGCUAAACUUUAAAAUCAGAAAAUAUAAAACUAAAAUGUAUACUCGAUUGACAAGACACCAACCAAGCAGACCCGCAGGACGCUUGGCCGGCUGUUGAAGGAGGUAGAACCGAAAUCUGGAGCGGGAGCUGAAUCAGAUCCCUGAGCGUGUGUGUGUGUGUGUGCCGUACGGUAGCGGCAUAAAAGAAAUCUUUAUAAAUAAUGUAUCUUACAACUACAGCUACACACACACACACACUCACACACACACACACACGUGCGCGACACGUAUAAAUAUAUAUUACAAAAGAAGAAAAAUAAUUAUUAAUUACGUUUAAGCGAAAACAAGUUGAAUAAAGAGAAAACAUGUUAGUAAGUGAAAA
Molecule: messenger RNA, 3563 nt
Organism: Drosophila elegans
Lineage: Eukaryota; Metazoa; Arthropoda; Insecta; Diptera; Drosophilidae
Gene: wdb
Product: serine/threonine-protein phosphatase 2A 56 kDa regulatory subunit epsilon isoform
Exons: 9
Coding region: 1474-3048 (524 amino acids)
Biological process (GO): protein dephosphorylation; signal transduction
Cellular component (GO): nucleus; protein phosphatase type 2A complex; cytosol
Molecular function (GO): protein phosphatase activator activity
Source: RefSeq, a predicted model, not a curated record